Engraulis encrasicolus (European anchovy) is the source of this 1151-nucleotide messenger RNA. It is a transcript of the gene pih1d1, whose product is annotated as PIH1 domain containing 1. NCBI's taxonomy places the organism in Eukaryota, Metazoa, Chordata, Actinopteri, Clupeiformes, Engraulidae. Bases 230 to 1090 code for a protein of 286 amino acids. The record is from RefSeq and is a predicted model, not a curated record. The transcript is spliced from 11 exons. Gene Ontology annotation, biological process: rRNA processing; box C/D snoRNP assembly. Gene Ontology annotation, cellular component: R2TP complex; cytoplasm; ribonucleoprotein complex.
UUGAAAUUGACCCGGAUGUUGAUAAUGAUAAUGGCAUGGCUAUGGUGACCCACAGCACAGCACCAGAGAGGUACUCUGACAAUUCGAGCAGAACUUUCCCCGUUUUAUUUGCUGUUAAAUUCUUAUUCUUCAUAAUUUUCUGAAUAUUUAGAGAGUACAACGUAUCCUUCGUGGUUUGCAAGUUCCAAGAGCUUAAUGUUACAAGAGUAAAUCGCAAAGUUUUGUCGGUAUGGAAACAGACUCGUCCCUCCUCACUUCUGAGUUCUCUCAGAGCAAGGAAGAGGAAUUGUACCAACAGCUGUUAUUGCAGGCAAUGGGGAAAGUGCAGAAUAGUGGAACAGCAGACUCCAAGACCAUCCGUCCUCAGCCCGGGCUCUGUGCCAAGACCUGCACGGUGCCGGACCAGCAGAAAGUCUUCUUGAACAUAUGCCAGUCUACGCAGGUGCCCCCGCCUCCCGCGCUCUCUCACCAGGCCCUCAUGGAGCUGCUGGAUUCCGAUGACCCGUCGGGGUACCGAGUUCCCAUGAGCCUCGGCGAGCCUCACACAGAAACGGACAACAGUAAGCAGGCUUGCACAGUCUAUGACGUGGUGGUCAACAAUGAGUUCUUCCAGAAGUGCCAGACAGAUGAGCUGUUCCAGCAGUUUCUGCUUGCUGUGUCCCUGGAGGGCUUGGAGAACAAGUACAGCAUAACCCUGAGCAGAGAGUGGAAAAUUCUCAAGAACAGGAAGUUCUUGGGGUCUAUAAUGGAGCAGAACAUUCGGACGAAAAGCAAGCCAGUUAUUCAGGAGCUGGACUCCAAGGAGACAAGUUUGGCCCCCGCACCAGUCAAAAGUCCUGACAUGUGUCUGCAAGUGGAGCCAGCCACUGGAGAUCCCCAGUACCUCAUAGCAGAGAUCCACUUGCCUGGUGUGUCGUCUGCGCGGUCCCUAGUGCUGGACCUUGGGGAGGACAGGCUGGUGCUGACCGCGCGACCUUCACUAUACCAUCUGGACUGUUUCUUCCCUCUCCUCAUCGACCAGCAGAGCAGCGUGGCUCAGUACAAUGCCAGCAAACAGAUUUUAACCGUUACCAUGCCAGUGGUGGGCUGAUGUGGAAUUCUGGAAAGUUCAUAUUAAUUUAUUUAUCUCAAUAAAAUAUUCUUUUUUUGUA